Necator americanus (New World hookworm) is the source of this 207-nucleotide messenger RNA. RefSeq lists its product as uncharacterized. The coding region runs from base 1 to 207 and encodes 68 amino acids. The transcript has 2 exons. The record is from RefSeq and is a predicted model, not a curated record. Lineage: Eukaryota; Metazoa; Nematoda; Chromadorea; Rhabditida; Ancylostomatidae.
AUGUUCAAUAGGAAAAUAAAUUCUGACAAAAAGAACAUUGGGAAAUUUCCUCUAUGGGUUUCUAAUGUGUUAUUUACAACAACUUAUGACGACUUGCAGAAUGGUGAAGCUUUCUUGAAUGAGCAUGGGUUUGCUAAAUUCUUGGAGCAACGUAGGCAUCGCUCUGUCGCUCUGUCAGCCUCCAGAGUUUCGGUACUCCACUUCUGA